AUGGGACCGGCUGCCACCUCGCUCGCUCUCCUGUGUGUCUGUUCUCUGGGUGUGUCUGUUCCUACAGGGACGGCCGCCGGCACACCAACAAAGGCAUCCCUUUCAGAGGUGAAGAGGGUGCGAGGGGACGUCCCUGAUAUUAUUCCAGACACUGAACCCGAGCCAACCAGCCCAGUGUCAGACUUUGAAAACUCAUACAACUAUGUCUUGUCCAGAUUAGCCGGUAUGGACCAAGACAUCCACAAGCUGAAUGUGGGUCACUACACCCUGGAUGUUAAAGUCAGCCAGUUAAUGGACCGUCUGAUCAGGGUGGAUGCUAAAGUGGAGGAGCUGGAGGACAGCGUCCGGGAGGUCUACCGGCACAGCAAGGACAACCGCAAGGAGAUGGGAAGACUGGAAGGAUGCCAGAAGGGACACCGGAUGGGAUACAAAUGCUACCUCGUGUACAACAGCCACGUGGACUACGCCGGCGCGUCCCGGAAGUGCCUGGAACGCGGCGGCCGCAUGGCGAUGCCCCGCGACCGCCGCGAGCAGGAGGCCCUCGCCGACUACGUCAAGUCCUUUUUCCACCCGGGGAACUGGCCCGUCUGGCUGGGCGUCAACGACCUGCGGUCCGAGGGCACGUACCACUUCGACGACGGGACGCUGGUCUCGUACUUCCAGUGGCGCAAACACUUCCUGUCCAGCCAACCGGACGGUGGGAGGCGUGAGAACUGCGUGGCGAUGUCGUCGGACGACGGCGACUGGUGGGACCACUACUGCGAUCGGACCAUGAACCACAUGUGCGAGUUUGACAACAGGGAGGCACUUUAAAAACAACUGCCACCUUACUUUGACCUCCAGUCAUCAAUCCUUAGAAAUAAAAGCCCACUAUAUUUCCAGAUAACUUAUUUCCCUUUGAAAGACACUUUAAACAUAGCUGGCUUGUAUUCAAGGGCGGGGUUGUAUUCACGUCUCCAUAGGAGAACGAAUGUGUGAAUGUCAAGUAUAAUUUCACUUCUAUAUGCUAUUAGUGUUUAAGUAGUGUCCAUAUCUAUGUAGGAUGAAAACAUUUGGCCUGAGAAUAUUUCAAGGUAUUUCUGUUUUGUUUAAGGCGAAACAGAAUGCCCUUUUUAAUUUUACAAUGCGCACAAAUCCAUGUAUUGCCAUUUAAGUUCUGAAAGCACAGAAUAAGUAAGAGUAGGUCAUUUCAUCAGAUGAAGUUAGUAUAGUACAUUGUUUUAUUCAUACAGCUGCAGUGAUAUGAAUGUAAACCAGUCGGGACUCUGCUGGGAUUUCACGCCUGAAAAGUUUACAAAAGAAAAAGGGGAAAAGCUGGAGGCCCUUUCUUCAGAAUCAGCCCAUAGUGAACCUCUUGAAGAUAUAAAUCAAUGUGUAUUUGGGCUUAACAGCCGGUGCUUUGCUGUUACUUCUGAGCUUUGAAGCCGUUUUGAUAAAGUCUGGUCAAACUGCUGAUUCUUCAACAUCUCU
Cyclopterus lumpus (lumpfish) is the source of this 1470-nucleotide messenger RNA. RefSeq names its product C-type lectin domain containing 11A (gene clec11a). The record is from RefSeq and is a predicted model, not a curated record. NCBI's taxonomy places the organism in Eukaryota, Metazoa, Chordata, Actinopteri, Perciformes, Cyclopteridae. The transcript has 5 exons. Bases 1 to 813 code for a protein of 270 amino acids.